Salvelinus namaycush (lake trout) is the source of this 1623-nucleotide messenger RNA. It is a transcript of the gene taf6l, whose product is annotated as TAF6-like RNA polymerase II, p300/CBP-associated factor (PCAF)-associated factor. Gene Ontology annotation, molecular function: RNA polymerase II general transcription initiation factor activity; transcription coactivator activity. Gene Ontology annotation, cellular component: SLIK (SAGA-like) complex; transcription factor TFIID complex; SAGA complex. NCBI's taxonomy places the organism in Eukaryota, Metazoa, Chordata, Actinopteri, Salmoniformes, Salmonidae. Gene Ontology annotation, biological process: transcription initiation at RNA polymerase II promoter; RNA polymerase II preinitiation complex assembly. The record is from RefSeq and is a predicted model, not a curated record.
AUGGAUGGAACCAGGCACUGGAAGAAUCUGUGCCACCUCAGCUCGCAUGAGAAGUCGCAUGACCGCCUAGAUAGUAUCCAGAGGUGGAAGGAGCUGGAGAUCAGGCUGGUGUCCAAGCAAACUAUCGAUGCCCAAGACCAACGGGCCCUCUCUUUGCCCUCCUUCACAUUAUCCGGUGCUGUACAAACUCUCUCUGAGCAUCUACUUAAGUACCAUCAGCAGAUCACCUGGGUCAUACUAGGAGAGGACCCACCCCUUAUGAAGGUGGCUUUGCUGGGUCUCCAGUCCAACUGUAAGAUUGCUGCCCUCCUGCAAUAUUUUGUACAUGUCAUCAGUGGGGUGAGGUCUGUUCUCCUCUCAUCCACUCAUGAUCUAGAGCAGCUUAACUGUCUCCUCCACAUGGUGAAGAGCCUGGUUCAGAACCGUUACCUGUACCUCGGCUCGUACGUACGCAUCCCGGUGUCCAGCGUUGUGUACUGCAUCCUGGAGCCGCUGGUCGCCUCCAACUCCCUCAACGACCACCGGAUCCUUAGGGAGUACGCAGCUCUGCGGGUCAGCCACAUGUUCUGGACCCAUGGAGCCCUGGUCAGUGGUCUGUACCACCAGAUUCUGCUGUCUCUGCAGAAGGUUCUGUCAGACCCGGUCCGCCCGCUGUGUUCUCACUAUGGAGCUGGGGGGCUACAUGCACUUAGAGGAAAUGCUGUUGAGCGAGUCAUAUGUCCUUACCUGCAAUCUGUCCUGGAUGACUACUCUGUCUCCAAUGCCCAGGUGAAAGCAGAUGGACACAAGGUCUAUGGAGCAAUCCUGGUGGCAGUGGAGCACCUGCUAAAGAUUAGAGCCCUGUCUCUGCCAGCAGAGGGAGCACCCAGCCACGCUUCGGGAGUGUGAUUUCCGCCGGCUCAGCCUCUCUCCGAGGCCACCCUGGGCAUCGCCAGUCUUCUGCAGGGACCUGGGGGAGCUGGCACCCCCUGGAAUGACUGGACCCUCCACCUGCCCGCCAUGUACUGUGAGCUCUACUCCUCCUUUGGAAACAACUUGGCAGUGCGUUUCAGCACGGACCCCGACUUGGGAGGUUGCCUUCCCCUUCCCAGCCCCCUAUACGCCAAUCCAGACACCACGUACAAGAUGCCCCAGCUCACAGCUAACCUCAAAAUCAACCCCCGGCAGGACGGGAGCCCUUGCACCGAGCCCUCUCCACCCAUCCUAGCUGCCACUGCUCCGGGAACACAAUCUCACGCAGACCGCGAUGAACCUGCGGGCAACACAGCUCACGCAGACCGCGAUGAACCUGCGGGCAACACAGCUCACACAGACCGCGAUGAACCCGCGGGCAACACAGCUCACGCAGACCGCGAUGAACCCGCGGGCAACACAGCUCACGCAGACCGCGAUGAACCCGCGGGCAACACAGCUCACGCAGACCGCGAUGAACCCGCGGGCAACACAGCUCACGCAGACCGCGAUGAACCCGCGGGCAACACAGCUCACGCAGACCGCGAUGAACCCGCGGGCAACACAGCUCACGCAGACCGUGAUGACCUCAUGGCGCAAGCUGCUGUGGCUCUGAUCUCUCUCCAUGACUCAUCUCUCUCCAUUAACACCAUGUUAUUUUUUCACUCUUAG